UCGUGUGAUGUGUGCGUGAACGACAGGUCGUGCGGCGUGAGCUCGCGGAGCGGGAUGUAGAAGCGGUGCUGAGUGCUUUCAGUACGAUCGGCGCUUCAGUGAUCUCUCAUAAAAUGUUUCGGCACCACCAGCGUAUUGCUUAAUUUCGAUUUGUGUUUUAAAAUCGAAAAUGGAGAGAUCAGAUCACAUUCCCGCAGUCGCCAAAGACAUUCCUGCCAUGGAUUUUCAAUAUCCAGAUAGCAGGGAAAAGGCAGCAAAGGAACGCAGUGGCGGGGAGAGCGAGCCGGAGCGCGGCAACUGGACAGGUCGCUUCGACUUCCUACUGUCGCUGUUGGGCUACAGCGUUGGCUUGGGCAACGUGUGGCGCUUCCCUUACCUCUGCUAUAACAAUGGAGGAGGUGCGUUCCUGAUUCCAUUCACGGUGAUGCUGAUCAUAGCUGGUUUACCACUGAUGUUUAUGGAACUGUCAUUCGGGCAGUAUGCAGCGCUUGGCCCCGUCGCCGUCUACAAUAGAUUCUGUCCUCUCUUCCGCGGCCUCGGUUACGGCAUGGUCAUAGUCUCCAGUAUAGUCAUGCUCUACUAUAACUUGAUCAUCGCUUGGACUAUAUAUUAUAUGGCUGUGUCGUUUGUAAGCAUUUUUUAUCAGCUGCCCUGGCAAAACUGUGACGCCGAAUGGAGCACAAAGUAUUGCUAUUCGUACGAAGAAGCGGAUGAAUGUGAGGCAAUGAAUGGAACGUAUUACUUAAGACAAUGUCUCAAUCAAAGCUAUGCCGCUCUACAAGACACAGCCGCACUUGCCGAUGUCGCACUCAGGAAGCCUCCCGCAGAAGAAUAUUUCACUAACAAAGUUUUAGGAUUAUCUUCGGGAAUUGAGGAAACAGGCCAAGUUCGCUGGAGCAUGGCUUUGUGUCUCUUCGCUGCUUGGCUAAUCGUAUUUCUCUGUCUUUUCAAGGGAGUCCAAUCAUCAGGGAAGGUCGUUUAUUUUACUGCUCUGUUUCCGUACGUGGUGCUCGUGAUUCUGUUUUUCCGUGGCGUGACCUUACCGGGAGCAUCUACUGGUAUUCUGUUUUAUUUGACACCAGAUUUUAGCCAAUUGGCUAAUGCACAGGUCUGGGGAGAUGCGGCGGUUCAAAUAUUCUUCGCCUUGAGCCCGGCCUGGGGAGGAUUGAUUACACUGUCAUCUUAUAACAAGUUUUCCAACAACUGUUAUAUAGACUCUUUGAUCGUGGCGGUAUCUAACAUAGCGACGUCGUUCUUCGCGGGUCUGGUCAUUUUCUCGGUGAUCGGUUUCUUGGCGCACGAACUGAACGUCGGAGUGGACCGCGUGGUUGAUCAGGGCGCUGGACUUGCCUUUAUAGUCUACCCGGAGGUGGUCACCAGGUUGCCUGUGUCGCCACUUUGGUCUAUUCUCUUCUUUGUGAUGCUACUGACCCUAGGUCUGGAUUCUCAGUUCGCGCUAAUGGAGACGGUGACAACAGCAAUACUUGAUCGUUUCCCGAACUUCCGACAGAGGAAGGGAUGGGUAGUGAUGAUUGUUGCUAUAUUUGGCUACUUUGGAGGUCUUAUUUUCACCACCAAUAGCGGAAUGUACUGGCUGCAGCUGAUGGACAAGUACGCGGCGAACUGGUCGGUGCUGAUCAUUGCUAUCGGAGAGUGCAUCCUCAUAGCGUGGAUCUACGGCGCGGAGAAGUUCUGCCGUGAUAUCCAGAGCAUGAUCGGCCGUCAGUCCAAGCUCUGGGUCAUCUUCUGGAGCGCUAUGUGGCGUAUCAUAACACCCGCUGCACUAGUGUUUAUAUUGGUGUUUAACUGGAUCGAAUACAAGCCAGCGUCUUACGGACAAUACGUUUACCCGAUGUGGGCGGACGCCGUUGGUUGGACGAUCGGAGUGCUGCCUGUGGUCGUGGUGGUGCUCAUGGCUGUUGACCAGAUCUGCAGUGGACCCGAUGAUCUCACAAUAAUGGAGAAAGCUCGCGUGCUGUCGCGUCCGACAGAGGAAUGGGGCCCGGCGGGCACGGGGUACGUGCUGAGCGCGCCGGCGACGUGCGCCAUGCGCGCCGAACCCGAGUUGUCGCCGCCCGUGCUCAUGCUGCACGGCCGGCCCGUGCUACGCGAGCGCGGAGCAUGA
Molecule: messenger RNA, 2125 nt
Organism: Papilio machaon (common yellow swallowtail)
Lineage: Eukaryota; Metazoa; Arthropoda; Insecta; Lepidoptera; Papilionidae
Gene: GlyT
Product: sodium- and chloride-dependent glycine transporter 1
Exons: 12
Coding region: 170-2125 (651 amino acids)
Biological process (GO): sodium ion transmembrane transport
Cellular component (GO): membrane
Source: RefSeq, a predicted model, not a curated record